Solanum stenotomum is the source of this 1880-nucleotide messenger RNA. RefSeq names its product asparagine--tRNA ligase, cytoplasmic 2. The record is from RefSeq and is a predicted model, not a curated record. The coding region runs from base 25 to 1848 and encodes 607 amino acids. Gene Ontology annotation, biological process: asparaginyl-tRNA aminoacylation. Gene Ontology annotation, cellular component: mitochondrion. Gene Ontology annotation, molecular function: ATP binding; asparagine-tRNA ligase activity. NCBI's taxonomy places the organism in Eukaryota, Viridiplantae, Streptophyta, Magnoliopsida, Solanales, Solanaceae. The transcript is spliced from 8 exons.
ACUCGUUUACAUAACAUUCAGAAUAUGGAUUCGAAACAAGCACCGGUGGUUGAGUGCUCGAAAUACACGAAAAGGGUGAUGUUGAAAACUUUAUUAGGACGCAGUGAUGGUGGGGUGGGGUUAAUUGGUCAGAGGGUUGUAAUUGGAGGAUGGGUUAAGUCCUCCAGGGAGAUUAGGAAACAACCUGUAACGCCGCAUUCUGUACCGGCACAGGUGGUAAGUACAAAAGAUGUUACAUGUUCUGAGGUUCUUCAAUCUCGGAUUCCAUUACUCAGGUCUAUUAUGAAGGUCUUUGGGGCAGGGGAAUAUCGUGUACGUGAAAAAAUUAAUGUUGUUUUUCAGCCACAACCUUCGGUGUCAAUAUUGCAAGUUAGUGAUGGUUCUUGUGUGCCCAGUCUUCAGGUUCUGGUGGACUCAGCACUAGCGACUCCGUGCCAAGUUAUGGCUACGGGGACAUGUGUAUUAAUUGAAGGUAUGCUGCAGCAGCCAUCACUGCAGGGGAAGCAUGUUGUUGAGCUCCAAGCAGAGAAAAUCCUACAUCUUGGUUUGGUAGAUCAAUCUAAUUAUCUGUUAUCUAAGAAGCGAUUGCCUCUUGAAUCUUUAAGAGAUUGUUCCCACUUUCGGCCUCGGACAACCACGGUGGCAUCGGUCAUGCGAAUUCAUAAUGCACUUACUUGGGCAACUCAUGGAUUCUUCCAAGAUCAAGGGUUCCUUCACGUUCAAGUACCCAUACUUACAAGCACUGAUUCUGAAGGUUUUAGCGAGAAAUUUGUUGUUACAACUCUUCUUAACAAGGGCAAAAACUAUGACCAAAUUAGUUCCACCGAAAAUGCUGGAGUGAGUGUUGAAGCCAUACGGGCUUCUAUAAAAGAAAAAUCUAAGAAAGUAGAAGAACUUAACAGAACCAAUAGCAAUAAGGAAGCUCUAUUUGCUGCACAACAGGACUUGAAGAAAACACAGGAGCUAGUUUCACAGUUAGAAUCUAGGCAAAAAGCAAACUCUGGAGUCACAAUUGAAACAAGAAAAUUUGACUUCUCUAAAGAUUUCUUUGUACGCCAGACUUACCUAACAGUUUCUGGUCGUCUUCAUCUGGAGAGUCAAGCAUGUGGUCUUGGAAAUGUCUACUCAUUUGGCCCCAGAUUUCAAGCAGUGAAAUCAGAAUCGAAAAAGUCAUUAGCUGAGACAUGGAUGGUAGAUGUUGAAAUGGCCUUCUCAGAGUUAGAGGAUGCCACGGAAUGCGCGAACGACUUUUUGAAGUUUGUAUGCAAAAGGAUUUCGGAGGGUUACAUGGAAGAUCUACAAUUUAUCUUGAAACGGAUAGACCAAAAAGUUAUGGAGCGCCUUCAGUUAACACUAUCAAGUUCAUUUGAAAGGAUUUCCUAUGCCGAAGCCAUAGAAGUUCUGAGACAGGUUCCUGGCAAGAGAUUUCAGGGUAAGAUAGAAUUUGGAGUUUCAUUGACUGAAGAACAUGAAAGUUAUUUGGUUGAUGAGAUAUAUAAAAAGCCAGUCAUUAUAUACAACCAUCCAAAAGGACUUAGACCAUUUUAUGUCCAUUUGAAUGAUGAUGGGAUGACAGUUGCAACAUUUGAUGUGGUUUUACCAAAGGUAGGAACUGUGAUUAGGGGAAGCCAAAGUGAAGAACGCUUCAAUGUGCUGAGCUCAAGGAUGGAAGUAUUGGGCUUGCAAAAACAGCAGUACGAAUGGUAUCUAGAUCUUCGCAGACAUGGCUCUGUCAAAACCUCCGGUUUCAGCCUAAUGCUUGAACCUUUGGUGCUUUAUGCCACUGGCCUGAAUGAUGUCAAAGAUGUUGUCCCUUUCCCUAGAAGUUUCGGCAGAGCUAAUAACUAAGUCCUUAAGAAAAGGAUAGACCACCGAAUCAU